UAGUCUUAACUCUUAAGUUAUUUUUAAUUAGUUCAAUUUAUAGAGCUUCUAGAAGUAGUUCAAUUAUGAGCGAAGCAAGUGGUAGUGGAGCAAAUGGUCAGUCACCUUCCAGACACCAACCAGAAGAACCUCCCAGGAAGCGUCGUGUGUUGCCCCCUCUGGAGACUUACGGAGACGGGGGCACGGAGUUGCACCGGGCCGCUCGUGAGGGGGAUUCUCAGAGAGUGAGGGAGCUGCUGAGUCUGGGUUACGAUACUCGUGCGACGGAUCGAUACGGACGGACGCCCCUCCACACUGCUGUGUACUCCCUUGCAAUGCCAACAGUGGAGAUCCUUGCCGAUGUGGACGCAACGAACGAAGUGAGGGACCGCGAGGGGCGCACCCCUUUGCAUCUGGCUGCAUCUUCUUUAUACCUGCCCGUGCUGUGGAAGCUGCUGUCUGCCGGAGCGAACACGCGAGUGCAGGACAAGUUCAGAGACACACCCCUGCACACUGCUCUCUAUGCCGGAUGGGAGGCUGGGGCAGAGCUGCUGGCGGAUGCGGACGCAUUGAACGGAAUACGGAACGCGUCUGGGCGCUCCCCCUUGGAUCUCGCUGAGGACGAAGGAUUCGUAGGGGUAAUCCGAAAGCUGCUCACUGCAGGAGACGACACGCACCUGGAAGACGGAAGUGGACGGACGCCCAUACACUGCACACCCUUGUACCUCGCCGUCAAGAAGGGAUGCGUCCGAUCAGCGAGGAAGCUAUUGUGGGGUGACGCACCUCUCGACUAUGAGGAAGAUGUCCGAUUUCCCCUGACUGCAGCUCUGGCGGGAGGAAAGGAUGAGGUGGCGGGCGAAAUCCUCGCUCGGUGUGCCUGGACGGACAUUGCCGUGAACUGGGAAGCGAUGAAUCUGCCGCCGGACCGGCAAGAGCGCGGCAUCCGUCUACUCUCGGAAUGCGAGGAGGAGAUCCGGAGAAUGCGUGAGGUCCGGAUAGAGGGAUCGAGCGUGUCUUUCUAUGAGGUUGCGACGCGGCACGCCUGCCGGACCGCCCCUCGUCUGCGAGUAGACGUCAUCGCCCUGGCCGUGCGCAGCGUUGGUCGGAACUUCCCCGCAUAUGCCGACCGGAUCGUCCUCAAGCUGAGGGAAGUGGAGAGGAGGAAGGUCCUUGCCGACCGAUGCCGGGAGGUCUUCUCCCUCCUGCGUCCUCCCCUGCCCGCAAUGUGCACGGACGUCAUCUUCUCUUGUCUGAGUGAUCAAGACAUGCGUAACUUCGCCUGUGCCAUGGAAAGCCUGAUGACUCGCGUUAAAGGGGAAAAAAGCAGAACCAAGUUCUGAUUGGUGCUCCAUAAGCUUUGAGUUGCAGCAGAUGCGGAAUCUUGUUUUUUGUUGCAAACUCCGUCAAGGAACGAGAGCGUCAUUCCAUAUUUCGAUCGGAGUAGGCGGAUGAGGUCAGCGACUUUUUCCGUCGCUCGUCAAAGUCGACGCGUUUCAGAUGAUGCAGAUUCCUUAUUUGCGUUACAAACUCCGUCUAGGAAUGCGAGUGUCAUUCCGUAUUUGGAUUUGAGUCGGCAGAUGAAUUCGGCGACUUUCUCGCCAAAGUCGACGCAUUUCAGAUGAUGGGGAUUCUUGUUUUUCGUUACGAACUCCAUCAAGGGAUGAGAGCAUCCUUCCGUAUUUCGAUUAGAGUCGGCGAUGAGGUCAGCGACUUUCUCCGUUGCUCGCCAAAGUCGACACGUUUCAGAUGAUGCGGAUUCUUGUUUUUCCUUACGAACUCCGUCAAGGAAUGAGAGCGUUAUUCCGUAUUUCGAUUGGAGUCGGCAGAUGAGGUCAGCGACUUUCUCUGUCGCUCGUCAAAGUCCAAGCAUUUCAGAUGAUGCAGAUUCUUGUUUUUCAUUACGAACUCCGUCAAUGAAUGCGAGCGGAAUUCCGUAUUUCGAUUGGGGUCGGCGGAUGAGGUCAGCGACUUUCUCCGUCGCUCGCCAAAGUCGACGCAUUUUAGAUGAUGCGGAUUCUUGUUCUUUGUUACUCACUCCGUCAAGGAAUGCAAGAGUCAUUCUGUAUUUCGAUUGGAGUCGGCAGAUGAGUUCGGCGACUUUCUCUGUGGCUCGCCAAAGUCGACGCGUUUCAGAUCAAAUAGUGCAUACUAAUAGUGUGUACUGUGACCUGGUGUAACUUUAUUUUGACUUUCUGUUCACAGGAGACUUUCCGAGUGACGCCAAGUUUGUUUCAUUAAAAAAAUAGUUUUGAAUUUGCUGGAAUAUA
Molecule: messenger RNA, 2246 nt
Organism: Uloborus diversus
Lineage: Eukaryota; Metazoa; Arthropoda; Arachnida; Araneae; Uloboridae
Product: serine/threonine-protein phosphatase 6 regulatory ankyrin repeat subunit C-like
Exons: 5
Coding region: 66-1319 (417 amino acids)
Molecular function (GO): protein binding
Source: RefSeq, a predicted model, not a curated record